Molecule: messenger RNA, 783 nt
Organism: Phaeodactylum tricornutum CCAP 1055/1
Lineage: Eukaryota; Bacillariophyta; Bacillariophyceae; Surirellales; Neidiaceae
Gene: TRD2
Product: TRD2
Exons: 1
Coding region: 1-783 (260 amino acids)
Source: RefSeq, a predicted model, not a curated record
AUGAUCAAACGAUUGUCAAUCCUAGCGACGGCGUUCGCCAUCCUCACCGGAACAGCUAUGUUUCUGGGACAGGAAAACGGCGGGAAAGACAGUACGAGCUUCACUGUCCCUGAAGCCGCAGAGGACUGGAAACUUUCCCAAGACCAACAGGGUCGACAGUUGAGAUUGAUUCGCAUUCGGGCGAUCCCCUUCUGGAGGUCACCUCCCGCCCCCACUCCUCCUGCCCCCACUCCCCCUGCCCCCGUUCCCUCGCCAGUUGCUCCCCCACCGCCUGUGCCUGUACCGGUAACUCCCCAAACUGGGGCUGCGGGAGCCGAUACUUUUCGAGUGAAACUCUACUGGGAGACAGGCUACUACUGGCAAUUCGAAUCCUACGAACGAAAAUGGUGCUGGAAAUGUAUGAACGGAUGCACUGCAGGUUCGUCGGUUGAAAUCGUUAAUUGCGACAAUCCUUCGGGCGACGGUGGAAAUCCAAGUUAUUUCCGAUUCAUUCAAGGUAGUGGCGCCGUGAUGAUUCAAGAAAUUACGAGCCAGCUCUGUAUUCAACGUACCGGUAAUUUAGCGAUUUCCCUGGAGCCCUGCAAUAGUGGAUUAUCACGACAAUUGUGGACAGCUGGACAAAACGGACAAUUUGCGUGGGGUAAAAAGUUCGAGAUUACUCCUACGGAUUUGCCAACCCAGUGCAUUACACAACGUCAUCACCCCCAAAUGUGGGAAACGGUAGCAAUUGAACCAACGGAUCUAGCCCGUCAUUCGGAUACAUCCUAUUGGAAUAUGUACUAA